Spodoptera littoralis (African cotton leafworm) is the source of this 1659-nucleotide messenger RNA. The record is from the annotation of a GenBank genome assembly. Lineage: Eukaryota; Metazoa; Arthropoda; Insecta; Lepidoptera; Noctuidae.
AUGUGGAAGAUACUAAUAUUGCUAAGUGUUGUGACGUUAGGUUAUUGUGAUGAUGGUGAGUGGAAACAAGUGCGCACUGCACAAGGAGAGGUGCGCGGACGCAAGGACCCUGCCGGUGGACUAUACGCAUUCCUUAAUAUUCCAUAUGCUAAAGUGCCUGUAGGAACUGACAGAUUUAAGGCACCUCUUUCUGCACCGAUAUGGCUGGAACCACUAGAUGCCAUCGACAGAGGCAUCAUAUGUAUGCAACCUCCUUCACCAUUAUUUGACACUAGUUCCAAAGUAAUGCAGGAAGACUGUCUUAUCACUAAUGUUUAUGUUCCUGAUACUGACGAUAAAAACCUACCUGUUAUAGUAUACAUUCAUGGAGGUGCAUUCGAAAUAGGAUUUGGAAACAUGAUGACACCCAAACACCUAGUCAAAAACAAAAAGGUUAUUGUAGUCAAUUUCAAUUAUCGUCUUGGAGUACACGGAUUCUUAUGUCUGGGCACUGAAGACGCACCGGGAAAUGCUGGACUGAAGGACCAAGUGGCUCUACUUCGCUGGGUGAACAAGAAUAUUGCAAGUUUUGGUGGUAACCCAGAUGAUGUUACUAUAGCUGGCUACAGUGCAGGCUCAGUCUCAGUCGACUUGUUAAUGCUUUCAAAAUCGGCAAAAGGACUAUUUAAUAAAGUCAUACUGGAGAGUGGAGUAAGCGUAGGUUUCAUAGCCAUUCAAAGAAAUCCCAUAGAAAACGCUAAAACCUACGCCAAAAUGUUAAACUUUACAAAAGUUAAUGACUUUUAUUUAAUGCAAGAAUUUUACAAAAGUGCUCCAAUGAAGUCUAUGUUCAUGAGCACAUUUUUAGGGAGAAAAGAUUCAACUGUGCUAUUUUCACCUUGCAUUGAAAGGAGAAAAGGUAAUCAGGCCUUUUUAGAUGAAUCACCAUAUAAUAUUAUCAAGAGUGGCAAUUACAACAAAAUCCCUAUGCUAAUCGGCAUCAGUAACAUGGAAGGAUCUUUGCAGAUGCAUCAUGUGGGAAUAUGGAAAGACUCUAUGAAUACCAAAUUCAGUGAUUUCUUGCCAGUUGAUAUAAAAUUUCAGAGCAAUGACGAAAGAGACAUUGUAAGCAAUAAAAUUAAAGAAUUUUAUUUUGGCGGACAGCCAGUAGGAGAAGAAACAAUACUAGCUUACCUGGACUAUUUCGGUGAUAUUAUGUUUGGCUAUUCUACUUUGAGAGCAGUUAAAUUACAUUUGGAAGCUGGGCACAAGCAGAUCUAUUUGUACGAGUUCAGUUUCGUGGAUGAUAGUGUGCCUGUCAUACCUAACACAAACGAACGUCGUGCACAACAUUGCGCUCAAACUAUGGCAGUACUUGAAGGACCUAUGGAUGAAGAAACUUUAUCUGAAGAGUACAGAAACCUGAAGUCUGUUAUAAGAGAAAUGUGGUCAAACUUCGCUAUACACGGGACUCCUGUGACAGAAGAUUCGUCGCUGCCUACCUGGCCUACGACAAGUGCAGGUGGGAGUCCAUAUAUGUCCAUUGGAAAAGCAGUGGAGAUAAAAGAAUCCUUUUUGGGGGAACGUGGAAAAUUCUGGAACAAGAUCUAUGAAAAAUACUACAGCGCACCAGUGGCAGUGGCGCCACCUCCAUCACAAGCAUAUCACAAUGAACUGUAA